AUGUACGCUUCCAACCAGCCAGGAUGUCUCGACUCAUCCGCACUCUGGUUGACCAUGUACUUCUUCUUUAAUCUCGGUCUCACAUUAUACAACAAGGUCAUUCUCUCGCUUUUCGACUUUCCUUUUCCCUGGACAUUAACCGCCAUACACACCUUGUGUGGCGCCAUUGGUUCCUACGCAUUUUGGAAGUUUAAUCUGUUUACUCCUUCCAAGUUGGGCGAGAAGGAAAAUAUGGUGAUGCUCAGUUUUUCCGUCUUGUAUACAAUCAACAUUGCCAUCAGCAAUGUGUCACUUAACCUUGUCACUGUUCCCUUUCACCAAGUUGUCCGUGCCAUGACCCCCGUAUUUACCGUCAUGCUUUCGGUGGCAUUUCUCAGCAAAUCUUAUUCCAGAAUGACGUACAUCUCGUUAUUGCCGGUGGUUGCUGGAGUUGCGUUUGCCACUUUUGGCGAUUAUUCGUAUACGGCGAUCGGUUUCUUUUUGACAGUGUUGGGAACAGUGUUGGCGGCUUUAAAAACUGUGGUCACGAACCGUGUUCAAGUGGGCCGUUUAAAGUUGCACCCUCUCGAUCUCCUUUUACGCAUGUCGCCUCUCGCUUUUAUUCAAACCCUCAUUUAUUCCUAUCUCACCGGAGAAAUGGCCGCCGUCUCGACUUAUGUUCAAACGCAGUUUUCAUUUUCCCUGUUCUUUGCUUUGCUGAUCAACGGUGUCCUUGCGUUUGGCUUGAACGUGGUGAGCUUCACGGCCAAUAAGAAAACAAGCGCUCUCACAAUGACCGUGGCUGGUAAGUGA
This is a messenger RNA of Radiomyces spectabilis, 792 nucleotides long. RefSeq lists its product as uncharacterized. The transcript has 4 exons. Gene Ontology annotation, molecular function: antiporter activity. Lineage: Eukaryota; Fungi; Mucoromycota; Mucoromycetes; Mucorales; Radiomycetaceae. The record is from RefSeq and is a predicted model, not a curated record. Bases 1 to 792 code for a protein of 263 amino acids. Gene Ontology annotation, cellular component: Golgi apparatus.